Molecule: messenger RNA, 2346 nt
Organism: Anastrepha ludens (Mexican fruit fly)
Lineage: Eukaryota; Metazoa; Arthropoda; Insecta; Diptera; Tephritidae
Exons: 5
Coding region: 172-2034 (620 amino acids)
Biological process (GO): SCF-dependent proteasomal ubiquitin-dependent protein catabolic process
Cellular component (GO): SCF ubiquitin ligase complex
Molecular function (GO): RNA binding; protein binding
Source: RefSeq, a predicted model, not a curated record
ACCAUUGUGAUCAGUCUCCGUAUUCAGUUUAUUUAUAUUUACGUGAAUGGUUUAUUCAAAUUAAACUGAAGCUGAACUUGUGAACAUAAAUUAGAAGAAAAUAAUUAGAAGUUACUCAUUUUUUGAAUUCCAUUGAGUUAAAUUCGUUAGUACUGUCGAGGGGAUAAGAUCAUGUCGUUUAAGUUCUCUGAUCAAAGGUUGGAAUAUGAUGGCUCUGCAAACAGCGAGGUGAUUUUUACGCCAGAUAAAAAGGCGUACACAGAGGACAACAUAUUGAUUUACAAUAUUUUCGUAUACAACAUUCCAAGAAGGAUGAAGGACGCCGAUAUAACUUGUUAUUUUUCUAAGUUUGGCGUGAUUUCAGAAGUACGACUGGUGGAUGAUAAAAAGAGAUCUCGUCGUUCUUCGCCGACAGUAGGAUUUGUGAACUUUGUCGAACCAGAAAGUGCUUACAGAGUAUUGCAGAAAUUUAAUCAUCGUAUACGAGGUUCACGUAUUGGCGUUAAAGCUGGCAAUAGUUGGAAUCAGCCUGAUGCCGAAAAGGCAUGUAGCCAAGUGGUACUUGGAACCCAACAAAAGAAAGUUGAGGCUUCGAACUUUGAUACGAAAUUUACUAGUCUGAAUAUGCUAUCGUUAAAUGAUGAUUGCUUAGAUAUUAUUUGUGGCCUAUUAGUGCUACGAGAUCAAAUACGUUUUGCGCGAGUAUGUAAUCGUUUUCAAGAAAUAUUCAGAAUGUUAUCCAGGCGCGCAUAUAAAAGGUUUGAGUUUUGUAAACUCUUAGGGAUGACAUUAUGGGAGAUACGCGACUUCUUUCGUUUUGCCGGCGAAAAUAUUGAGGAAGUGACGGGCGAUGUACCAUAUAAGAAUCGUGAACGCAUCAUUACAUUUAUUAGAACGUGCUGCGUCAACUUAAAACGAAUCACAUUAUUCGAUAGUAAAAUGGAGACCGAUUGUUUGAAGAAAUUAUUUCGCAGCUUCCCUCUAUUACGGGAGUUACAUUUGCAUAGUUGCGGUAUAGAUGACCUCUCAAUACAAUCUCUCCAAUAUUUGACUCAAUUAGAGAGUCUGACACUCUCCGAGAACUAUGAGCUAACAGGCAAAUUUAUGAACUCGUUAGUACAGCUGAAGUAUCUAAAUUUGUAUGGUUGUAGAAAUAUUCAAACUUCCAAUUUGGUUGAGAUUUGCUGUUCCAUGCCGAACUUAAAAUCGCUUGAUAUACGUCGUUGUGAACGGCUAUCGCCAAUCUUUUUCGACACCAUGGCAGAACAUUGUCAGCAACUCGAAACAUUGAAAAUGUCUUGCCCAGAUUUUCCAUACGAGCAUGUAACAUUAUUACCUCGACUGAAACACAUUGAAUUGUUACUGCACACAUCUUUUUCGGUAUCACAUACACAGAUUUUUUUGAAAUUGAUCGAAAAUAAGUCACAGCAAUUAGAAAGCUUAAAAAUCUAUGGCAAAAAUUCAAUCAAUCCGCAAGAAAUAAGUUUCAUAUCAAAAUUGGAAAAACUGAAAUCAUUAUAUUGCCCAAAUAAUCCAGCAAUCGACGAUAACGCACUUCGAAAACUGUGCCAAUUAGAGCAACUUGAAGAGCUGGUUAUCAAAAACAGUGGCGAUAUAACAAAUGAAGCUCUGAUAAAACUGUUGCAAAGUUGCAAGCGUCUGCGUCAUUUAAAUAUACAAUUUUGCAAAAAAAUUACUUGUGAAUUCGUUUUAGAAGCCAUAAAUAUAUUAAAAGACCGUAAAGACAGAUCUCAUCUUCCAUUCGUCCUUUUUGUAUAUGGAACAUCUAUAGAUAAAUAUGGAAUGUCCGAGUGUCAGAAAUACAUGGAGGCUGAGAAAGGGUCACUUAUCAAAAUAGUUUUCGAAAUAUUAACUUUUGAUAUAGGAAUUCCUGACAAAGAUAUUUACGACUUGUGGGAUAGCGAUGAUUGGUACGAUGAGGAAGGUGAUAUUCUUACCGAUGAGGAUGAUGAUUUCUACUUCCCAGACUCGGAUAUGGAAGAUUAUGAUCGCUUUUUCAAUGAAAUAGUUUAAGUUAAUUUCAUUUUAAACAAUUAUAAAACAAAAUUAUAAUAUAUAAGGAGUAGCGAUAAUACUUAAAAUAGUACGCUAUUAAGAAAACAAUUUAAUUUUUAUCGUAAGUCGACUUAAGCUAUAUGGCAUACACCCGCAGAAAUUUAUUUAUGAACAAAUUUAAAUGCCGUUUUCAUUUAUAACCUACAGAUAACUGGUGAGUGACGUCGAUGUUGAGCAGGCACCGAUGGAGCAGCUUAAUCAAUUUGUUCUUUACAUACUGUGUAUGUGGGACGAUAAAUAUAUAUUUAUAAUUUGUAUUAAGUCUUCGAA